Messenger RNA from Diceros bicornis minor, 835 nucleotides. RefSeq names its product peroxiredoxin like 2B (gene PRXL2B). Bases 77 to 682 code for a protein of 201 amino acids. The transcript is spliced from 7 exons. Lineage: Eukaryota; Metazoa; Chordata; Mammalia; Perissodactyla; Rhinocerotidae. The record is from RefSeq and is a predicted model, not a curated record.
UGACGGGCGGACCCGAGGCGGAGAGGGGCGGCCGGGACCCGGGCCUGCAGCUGGGGAGCCGGGGACGGCGGCGGCCAUGAGCACCGUGGACCUUGCCCGCGUGGGCGCGUGUGUCCUGAAGCACGCGGUGACCGGGGAGGCCGUGGAGCUGCGGAGCCUGUGGCAGGAGCAGACAUGCGUGGUGGCCGGCCUGCGGCGCUUCGGCUGCAUGGUGUGUCGCUGGAUCGCCCGGGACCUCAGCAGCCUCAAGGGGCUCCUGGACCAGCACGGCGUGCGCUUGGUGGGCGUAGGGCCCGAGGCCCUGGGCCUGCAGGAGUUCCUGGACGGCGGCUACUUCUCGGGAGAGCUGUAUCUGGACGAGAGCAAGCAGUUCUACAAAGAGCUGGGCUUCAAGCGGUACAACAGUUUGAGCAUCCUGCCGGCCGCCCUGGGGAAGCCCGUGCGUGAUGUGGCUGCCAAGGCCAAGGCUCUUGGCAUCCAAGGGAACCUGUCUGGAGACCUGCUGCAGAGUGGAGGGCUGCUGGUGAUCGCCAAAGGUGGUGACAAAGUGCUGCUACACUUCGUUCAGAAGUCCCCGGGUGACUACGUCCCCCAGGAGAGCAUCCUGAAGGCCCUGGGCAUCUCCGCGGAGGUCAGGGCCAGUGCGCCGCCCCAGUGUGACGAGGAAGCAUGCACCAGGUGAAGGUCCCAGGCCUGUGAGGAUCUGGGAGGCAUCUGCUGCCCGGGGCGUGCUGGGAGUCGGAUGUGAAGACUCGUUCCGGAAUCUCUGGGCUGGAACAUUGAAUUCUGCCUGGUCUGAGGGCAGCAACAAGCAUUAAACUUCGGUUUCUGGGCA